CCCGCUCGGCAGGUUGCAGCCAGUUGCAGGCUGCGGCACGCGGAUGCUCCCGGGUGGUUUAGCGACGUUUGAAGUUGUGGACGUCAUCAAUCACGUGGUAAUCGUAAUUCGGCACAAACUCCGACACUGUCGAGACGGCGCCGAGAAGCGCGUCGUUACGUGUACCGCGCCGCCCGCCCGCCAACGUCGAGCGGCUCAACAUGGAGACUACAGUUGACAAGCUAGAGGCGAUGUUUCAGAAGUCGGAGGCUGACCUGGUGUACAUUGAAAAAAGGUUGAAGCUGGAAUUUGUGACCAACGCAACAGAAAAUGGUUCUCAUGCUGAGGGAAAUCCAGCAACGUUGCUAGAGAACCUGGCUGAAAUUAAGGCCAGGUAUGCGGCCCUGUGUUCACAAGUGAAAGAAAUGGCAUCUGUACAGAAGGAGUCUAUGGAUUCUAUCAGAACAUACCUUGAUGGCACUCUGCAAAUGGUUCAACUCUUAAACGAGACUGCAGAUACGAAGGUGUUGCCAGUAAGCGAGUUGGAACAGGAGGCAACGUCACUGCUUCGUUCAUCUAUUAUUCAGAACACAACAAGAGACUGACAAAGCAAGGUUUCCUGCAGUUUGCAGAAGAUGAAGCAGUAGAAAGAAACUCCCGGCAAGGCUUCACUGAAGCCCCCGCAGAAUUUCAUCCUAGAUGGAGACGAGAAAAGCAACGUUUGUCUGUUCCUACGAUGGCCAAAUACAACCAUGAGAUCAUGGAAACUGCAGUGACUUUGGCGUUGUGUAGUAUAUAUUGCUGGUCAUUGUCAACUCUCCCUCUUGCCUUUUAUGGAUUUGCAGCCCAAGUGUUCCUUAGUCUCCCAUAAAACAUGUUGCCCCUAGAUCAAAUUCAAACUGCCGUGUUGUGAAAUAUCAAUACAUUGACUAUAUGUGGUCAAAAGUGUAAAGUAAAUACUUUCAUUCUU
This is a messenger RNA of Lampris incognitus (smalleye Pacific opah), 949 nucleotides long. RefSeq names its product spindle and kinetochore associated complex subunit 2 (gene ska2). Gene Ontology annotation, cellular component: spindle microtubule; outer kinetochore. NCBI's taxonomy places the organism in Eukaryota, Metazoa, Chordata, Actinopteri, Lampriformes, Lampridae. Gene Ontology annotation, molecular function: microtubule binding. Gene Ontology annotation, biological process: mitotic cell cycle; chromosome segregation; cell division. The transcript is spliced from 5 exons. Bases 201 to 584 code for a protein of 127 amino acids. The record is from RefSeq and is a predicted model, not a curated record.